Molecule: messenger RNA, 4923 nt
Organism: Nerophis ophidion (straightnose pipefish)
Lineage: Eukaryota; Metazoa; Chordata; Actinopteri; Syngnathiformes; Syngnathidae
Product: immunoglobulin-like and fibronectin type III domain-containing protein 1
Exons: 30
Coding region: 162-4748 (1528 amino acids)
Molecular function (GO): protein binding
Source: RefSeq, a predicted model, not a curated record
GCCCUCCCAAGGUCUGUGGAGCAAAGAGGAAAAAGCCCACAGAGCUGCUGGUGUUGGCAGAGAGCGGAGCAUCCAGGAUCUGAACUAUCGACUCCCCCGACCCACCAGACGUCUGCAGUGAGAGGAGAAGGCUGAGAGCAGAACCUUCUGGAGACAUCAAGAUGUGGAAAAAGUCCAAGGCCAGCGAUCAGACGGGCAUCAGGCAGACCGCGGGCAAUACGGAGGGAGGUCCCCAGGACGACAAAGGCAUCAGGAAGAAGUCCAAAGUGCCAGGUGUCAUGAUCACACAGUUUCUGGAGGAACUUCCAGAGGGAUCAACAACACCCGACUUUUCCCGCAAGCCCAUUGCCAUCACUAUUCAAGAAGGGAAAUGUGCCAUCUUUCGAGCGAUCGUGGUGGGCAAUCCAAUGCCCACCGUAACAUGGACCCGGGCAAAAGGGGAAAUGGUUUUCAACCCGGCCACCUGCAAGCAAAAUUACAACGAAUCGUCACACGAGCACACCCUUGAGUUUCCCAAGGUGGCCCCCGAGGAUGCCGACACCUACAAGUGCUUUGCAACAAACGACUACGGCCGCGCUAUCUGCACCGUCCUGCUAAACGUUAUCGAAGUUGGGUUCUCCAAGACCAAGGAACUGCAGAAGACAUACGGGGAUGAAGUCCCAGACUUUUUAAAGAAGAAACUUAGAAAACGUCCUACCGAGGGGGCACAGGAGAACAAGGCAAUCACCCCAGAGGAGAAGGUCUGGGAAAUCCUCCUCAAGGCAGACAAGAAGGACUACGAGCGCAUUUGUGCGGAAUACGGCAUCACCAACUUCCGCGGCAUGCUGAAGAAACUGAACGCCAUGAAGAAGGAGCAAAAUGAAGACAUUGUCGAGUUCUUCACACCCAGCAACGCUCUGAAGCACUUUGACUCAGAAGAAGACUUAUCCUUGGACUCGGAGCUGGAACUCAGGGAGAGUAAAAUGUUCCUCUACAAGGACGGAUCCAUGGUCGCCUUUGCAAACGACGAAUGUGAUGAACUGACACACUCACUGAAGCAAGUUGCCAAGAAAAAAACGUUCUCAAUGUCGUGUCAAGACGCUGACGUGGAGGGCAUUGGUUUGUUCGCUAUGGACUUUAAAGCACCCGACGUGGACUUUGUAGUUAAAAUCCAGGAGACCAAGGCAGAAGAGCGCCAGGAUGCCCUCUUUACUUGUGUUCUAAGCGCACCUCUGCAAGAGAUCCAAUGGUUUGGUAAAAACGCUCCGUUGACAAACGGCGAAAAGUUUGAUAUCAGCGUUUCCGAAGACAAGCUCAUCCACAAGUUGAUCGUGCGGGACUGCUUGCCUCUGGACGCCGGGAUCUACACCGCCGUGGCCGGGAUCAAGUCGUGCAACGCCUGGCUGGUGGUCGAAGCCGAUAAAGACGGCAGUAGCAAAGGGAAGAAAGUGGCUCGUAAGAACACGCUGGCUGGGGCUGGGAACGACGAAGACCUGCUAAAAAUAGCCAGAGAGCAGCAGGAGAGAUAUGAGAAGGAACUACAGGAGAAUCUGGAGACGGCCAAGAAGAAUCAAGCGGAGCGGGACGCCGCAGAGGAAGCUGCCCGGCUGGAGGCGCAGGCGGCCAGGGACGCCAAGGCUGAAAAGAAAAAGUCAGAAUCCAAGAGGAGGAAGUCCAGUGCGGGUGCAAGGAAGGCUUCUGUUGCGGCAGUUGUGGAAGAUCUGAGUGAAGACAACCAAGAAGUUGGGGAAAGUUCCUUAUUCAUGGAAUGUGUCGAGGUAGAGGUGAAGGAAACUGAGACAGUGGAAGGACGAAGUCAUGCUGAGGAACCCGCAGAGCGCAGAAACUCUGGAAAUAAAGACAUACAUCUCAAAGUGAAAGUGAAAGAUGCUGCUGUUGGAUAUCACCACGGCGAGGAAACCAGACAGCAAAAAAGUGGCGCAAAGCUUGUCAAAAAGGAAAACACAAACAAUCCCAAAGUGAAAAAAGCGGACCGUGAAGACACAUCUGUCGGAAGUGACCACAGUCAGGAGGCGCAGCAUCACCAAAGUGAGGAAAGACCUGGCAGAAGACAAAGACCUGCCAAAGAGUCACUGGCAGACCGUGGACAUGCUGGAGUUGGACGUGAUGUCAGGGAGGAAAAGUGUGACAAGUCCGGGCCGACUAAAAACGCUCCAAGUGAGAAAGUUGUGUCCAGCAAAGAUAAAGAAGAUGAGGACAAAAUGUCUGACGUCCAUGACGGUGAUGGCGGUGAUGAUGAUGAUGAUGAUGUUGCACCAACAGGGGGUGAGGACGCGUCGGAGAGUGACGAGGAUGUGGAGGAGCCGGCAGUGGAGAAGCGUGUCAGAGUGAGGCAGGGGCCCUUGAUCCAGGAGACCCUUAUUGACCCUGGUGUCCACUUCCUCAUCGGGCUCUCCGACUGCAAGGCCAUCAUCGGGGAAGAGGCCGAGCUGACGUGCAAACUCAGCAGCGAGGACUGUGAGGGCGUCUGGUACAAAGACGGCGAAGAGAUGGUGUGUUCAGAGGGUGUGACUUUCACCAAAGAAGGAAGUUUCCACAAGCUGACGAUUCACAGAGCUACGGAUGAUGACGCCGGGAAGUACAAGUUUGAAGCAGAUGGACGCAAGACUGAGGCCUUGAUUGUUGUGGAAGAUCCACCAAGAUUUGACCCAGAGGAGCUAAAAACCUUUAUCGAGCCGGUAAGGGUGAAGAAGGGGCACAAAGCCAUCUUCAAAUUACCCUUCCUGGGCCGGGAGCCUAUCAAAGUUCAAUGGUACCUGGAGGGGGAAGAGCUUUCAGAUGAAGCCAACAUCAAGAUCGAGACCUCGGAUGGUUGCACCCGCCUGCUGCUCAUCAAGCUGCAGCGCAAAGACAGCGGCGAAGUCAAGCUAAAGCUAAAAAAUGAGUAUGGCACCGUUGAGGCCUUCAGUGAAAUAACGGUUCUGGAUAAACCCACUCCUCCGAUGGGACCUCUGGAGAUCGUUGAAGCCUCCUCCUCCGCCAUCGAGAUCAAAUGGAGACCCCCGAAAGAUAGCGGCGGCUGUAAGAUAGGAAACUACAUCCUGGAACGGCAACAAGUGGGCCGCAACACCUGGAAGAAGGUCGGGCCCAUUGGUCCGGAAGCCAAAUACAGGGACCUCGACAUAGACCACGGCCGCAGGUACUGCUACCGCAUCAGAGUUGAGACCGAAAUGGGCACCAGUGAGCUGAUGGAAACAGAGGAUAUUCAAGCUGGGACAAAAGCAUACCCUGGACCGCCAUCACCACCAAAGGUUGUCAGCGCCUUCAAGGACUGUAUCAACUUGUCCUGGUCGCCGCCUGCCAACACCGGUGGAACUAGUGUCCUCGGAUACAACCUUGAGAAACGCAAGCAAGGCAGCAAUCUGUGGGGUCAGGUCAACCCGCCCGAGGAGAUGAUCAAAGGUAAAGCAUUUGCUGUGAAAGAUGUGGUUGAAGGAAUGGAAUACGAGUUCCGUUUGUCGGCAAUCAACAACUCCGGAGCAGGUGAAUUCAGUACACCUUCGGACUUUGUGUUCGCCAGAGACCCCAAAAAGCCUCCUGGAAAGGUCCUCGAUUUGAAAGUGACAGAUUCCAACUACACAACUUUAUCACUGUCUUGGACCAAGCCCAAGGACAUUGAGGGGGUCCAGGACGAGGCCAAGGGAUACUUUGUGGAGAUCCGUCCCGCGGAGAACACGGACUGGAAUCGCUGCAGUUCUACCGUGUUGACCACCAAUUACUACACGGUGAAAGGCAUGAAGUCCAUGGCCAUGUACUGGGGGAGAGUCAUCGCUGUAAACGACGGAGGGGAGGGAGAGCCCAGAGAACUGGACAACUACGUUCUUGCUAUGCCUCCUCCUGUGAGACCACGCUUCACAGAUGCCAAGAUCAAGAGCUUCAUGGUGGUCAGAGCAGGAAACUCAGCCCGAUUUUCAAUGAACUUUGAGGCCUCUCCUUGGCCUGAGGUCACUUGGUUAAAGGACGGUGUGCCGGUCACUAAAAAGGUGACAAUAAGUAACGCGGAAGGCACGUCGCAGCUUUUGAUUCCUUCUGCCGAGCGCUCCGAUUCUGGAAUCUACACCGUGAUUAUCAAGAACAUUGUCGGCCAGGAAUCCUUUAGUAUUGAAAUUAGAGUCACGAAUGAGCCAAAACCACCAGGUCCAGUGGAGAUUGAAGAAAACGUGUUGGGCACAGUGACCGUUUCAUGGACGGCGUCUGCAGACGAGAAACGAGAUGAUAGGCUGCACUACAUGGUGACGAAGCGGGACUCCAGCAAACGGACUUGGCACACCGUGGCAGAUCACAUCUUCAACAACAAAUUCACAGCCUGCAACAUAAUGCCGGGAAGAGAGUACCAAUUCCGAGUCUAUGCUAAAAAUGACAUGGGCUGCUCCAAACCUACCGAAUCACCAAAGUGGCUGAUUGCUACCAAAAAAGAGAGGUUCACUGUGAACAUCGUGGAAUCCAAGGCCUGCAACCUGGAAUGUCCGCCCAAGUUCCUUGUCCCGCUCAAAAUGCACUCCGCCCCGCAAGGCUAUGAGUGCUACAUGAGCUGCGCUCUGAAGGGCGACCCCACGCCGCACGUCACCUGGCUGCGCGACAACGUCAGUCUGAACACCAACACGAACUACUACAUCUCCAACACCUGCGGGGUGUGCUCUCUGCUCAUACUGAGGGUCGGGCCCAAAGACACCGGCGAGUACAAGGUGGUGGCGGAGAAUCCCAUCGGGAGAGCCGAGUGCGCCACUAAGUUGACAGUGAAGGAGUGAGCCCGUGUGACGACUAUGGAGGCUCUGUUGGAUGUAUGGUGUUUAAUUAUGAUGAACUAUUUACCAUGUCUUAUAGGACGCCAUGCAAUGUCUCUAAUAUACAUUUUUGAACACUUGUAGUAUCCAUGUACACACAAAUAUAUAGUGCAUACAUUAAAAUUGCAGCUGCAAUCUA